Drosophila hydei is the source of this 1512-nucleotide messenger RNA. RefSeq lists its product as uncharacterized. The record is from RefSeq and is a predicted model, not a curated record. The transcript has 2 exons. Bases 251 to 1429 code for a protein of 392 amino acids. NCBI's taxonomy places the organism in Eukaryota, Metazoa, Arthropoda, Insecta, Diptera, Drosophilidae.
ACCACGGCGGGCAACUUGCGCAGCACUUCCGUAUACAGAUGGCAGGCAUAUCGUUCCACUGACAACUGGGGAUCUGUUCGAGUACAAGACGAAACUUAUUUAUCAAUAUUACAGCAGGCCACUACUCACACAAAAACCCAACCACACCACAUACAAACUUUGACAUAAGUCAUUCCAAAUAUUUAGUUUGUGAUAUAUAUUUUUGUUGUAUUGAUCAUUUCGUUAAAAUAGAAAUAAUUUAAUAUUAAUCAUGGAUAAAAAGCCAUUGAACUUUUAUGAAAUCGCCAGUGAGGUGCCGCAACGCCAAAUCAAACUCGAGAGCGAAAAGACUGUGGCCGAGGCAAUUAACUUUACCAAAGUUCCAAGCGAUCUGCCGCCGCCUCCAAGCCGUGCACCCAAACCAGAUGAUAUCACAGUAGCAGAUGAGUUGAACGCCCGACUGGCCAUGGUGCAGCUGCGGCCGGAUCGGGCAAAGCGUAUAAAGCGCUUGGUCAAAACAGAUGUGCCGCCACCGCAACAUCUGUACAAAUUCUUUUGUAUUUGCCCGCGCUAUCAUCCGUGCUAUGUGCCCUGCCAACACACCGGCCAGAUAAUCAUCGACCGGGAUAUGCUUAAGCGUGAGGAGCACACGUGCUUUUUGGCCACACCCAAAAAAAAUUUCAUCUCGCCCCAGAGGCUUAGGCAGCCACGCUACAUUACCAAAAAGAUCUAUGUGCCCAUAUGUACGGCUCGCAUGGAACGCUUGGCAAACCCGCAUCCAAUGCGAGUCAGGGACACAUUCAAAAAUUUCCGGCACAUUCUUUCCGCCCGCCAUCUGGCAGCGCUGCAACAACAAAUGAAGCCGAAGCCACCUGUUGAAGCGCUGCCCAUGGAAAAAGCGAUGGAGUAUAUGGAAGAGGAGAUACGGCAGCGUCGUGCCCUGAGGCACAAGCAUCGACAACGCUGCAACGGACUCAAAAAACUCAUCAUUGAGCGUCAACGCAAACAGAUGAUGAAAAUUAUUUGUGUUCUCUUUGAGGAGAUGAAGGACUUCCUUCUUAACGAUCAGUUCAUCAUUGAUGAACAAUCGCCACUAUCUUCUGUCAUACUGGAGCGUAUCAAGGAGUUUACUGAGCAAGAAUUCUAUACAACUAGUAACUUGCGUGACUAUCAACGCAUUUUGGCUAACAAUCUGACCGUUUGGAUUAACAAAUUCAUAUCGAACUUGAACAUAUAUAUGGCACCACAACAAAUACCAGUGGCACGUUCGAUGCACGCUGAAAAUGAUGAGACAUUCGUGCCCGUAACUGAUUAUAUUUCGUUGUCAGAACAAGAUGCUGAUGAAAUGCAGGAGGAUCUUGAGCUUGGCCUGACAGAUUACGAGACCUAUGGUGAGGACUAUCCAUAUAUGAAUGAAGGUGUACCCUCGGAAGAGACGCUCAUAAAUUAAACCGUGCAUGAACCAGAAAGGAAGCAACUUACCCUGCAGCUGGGACCAAGUUAGCUCUUUGAAUACACCAUUGCUGUGCACUU